AGAGAACCUUUUUCCUCCUUUUCCCCCGUUUCCUCCGUUCUUCUUCGUUUUAAACUGCAGGAAGUUUCUCCUCGCCUUCGACCGCGUCCGGGGACUGAGGUCUGCUGUCCACGCAAGACUUCCUCUUCUCCUUUUUCGCGCCGCCAGACGAGGUCUUCCCGACUUUUCGUCUGCACGCUUCUCCGCAUCGCCGCAUCUCCGCAUCUCCCCAUCUCCGUCUUCUUCCGUUUUUGACCGUCUCCGCUCUUUCUCAGACCUCGCUCGAACGCCGCGAUUCUCGCCUCUUAUUUUCCCGCCUCGUCUCCGGCCGUUCCACGCACCUUCCUCGGCCGUUGCCUCGCGUUCCUCGGGUGUACAGACACCUGAGCGCUCUGCGUUGUCGCAGCAUUUCUCUGAGCCGCAACAUGGGGAAUGCGCAGCCUCGCGGCGGAGGCUUCCCAGGAGGCUCUGAAGAUGACAAGAAGAAGGAGAGAAAGAGACUUGAAGCUGCGCCUCCAACGCACAUUGGAAAAAGAAAGAAGAAAGGGAAAGGCCCCGUCGGUCACAGCAGACUUCCUACUGUGACUCCCAUCACCAAGUGUCGCCUGCGUCUGCUCCGACUCGAGCGCAUAAAAGACUACCUUCUUCUGGAGGAAGAGUAUAUUCUCAACCAGGAGCAGCGGAAGCCGGCGGAGGAGAAGAACGAAGAAGAUGUGAAUCGCGUGGACGAGCUCCGUGGAUCACCACUAAGCGUAGGGAAUCUCGAGGAAAUCAUCGAUGAACAGCAUGCAAUCGUUUCUUCCUCCAUCGGUCCCGAGUACUACGUCAACAUCCUCUCUUUCGUCGACAAAGACCUGCUCGAGCCUGGAUGCAGUGUCCUUCUUCACAACAAAACGAGCAGCAUUGUCGGAAUUUUGAACGACGAGGUGGACCCUCUCAUCUCGGUCAUGAAAGUGGAGAAGGCACCGCUUGAGACGUAUGCAGACAUCGGCGGACUGGAGAAGCAGAUUCAGGAGGUGAAGGAGGCCGUGGAAUUUCCUCUCACGCAUCCGGAGUUCUUCGACGACAUCGGUAUCAGCCCUCCGAAGGGUGUCAUCCUCUACGGACCCCCCGGGACAGGAAAGACUCUGCUCGCGAAGGCCGUGGCGAACGAGACGUCGGCUACGUUCCUUCGCGUCGUCGGAAGUGAACUCAUUCAAAAGUAUUUGGGAGACGGCCCGAAGCUGGUCCGGGAAAUGUUUAAACUCGCUCACGAGCACGCGCCGAGCAUCGUCUUCAUCGACGAAAUCGAUGCGGUUGGAACGAAAAGAUACGACGCCACGAGCGGAGGCGAGAAGGAAAUCCAGCGAACGAUGCUCGAGCUGCUGAACCAGCUCGACGGAUUCGAGAGCAAAGGCGACGUCAAAGUGAUCAUGGCGACGAACCGCAUCGAGAGUCUAGACCCUGCGCUCAUUCGGCCUGGACGCAUUGAUCGGAAAAUUCAACUCCCCAAUCCGGACGCGAAAACCAAGCGAAAAAUCUUCCAGAUCCACACAGCGAAAAUGACCAUGGCCGACGACGUCGACCUCGAGGAAUUUGUUAUGGCGAAAGACGAACUGUCGGGUGCAGAUAUCAAGGCGACAUGCACGGAGGCGGGGUUGCUGGCCUUGCGAGAGCGACGCAUGAAAAUCACCCAGGAAGAUCUGCGGAAGGCGAAGGAGAAGGCGCUGUAUCAGAAGAAAGGGAACAUUCCAGAGAGUCUGUAUUUGUGAAGAGGCGGGAGAAAACAAUGGUGUCUCCCCAGAGCGUCGAGACAGCUCGAAGAACGAAGCUGCCUCUUCAGCACCCUCCAGAUCUGAGCCAGGAGCCCAACUCGAUUUGUGGCCUCCCAAGAAGGACUGACAUCUCGAGGCGAAGAAGAGACUGGAAAAUGUCAUGGCAGGCUUCAGAGGCACCUUCUGCUGAGAAGAAAGGCUGUGCGAGCGCUUUCGACCCGUCAGUUUUGAGGCGCCGCCGGUAGCGGACACCCUGUGGCUUCGGUUUCUCUGUGAUAGAACUGUCGAAACGCUGCGAAGAUAGAAAUGACGAGGUCGCACUGCAAGAAGACAAGAGAGAUUCUAAAGAAAAGGUUAUUUGCCCGAAAACUUAGCGUCUGCGUGUCUGAUUUUUUCGAGUUGAGUUGCCAGUGUGGACACGCAUGAUCGCGGAGUGGGGGCACUCAAAGCGAAACCGUUUAUCGCCAACAGAGUGAACCGUUCAGACCUUUUUUCUUGGCGCAUGCAAGGAAAAAGACGUGAACUGCGUAGUCGCACUCGGCGAUUCCCGCGGGUGAGGGAGUGGGAGUAGCGAAUUCAGUCGAAAGCGAAGAGGCUUUCCAGAGCGCAGACGCGACAGAUUUGCCGAAGGAAAAAAGUCACGAACGUGUCUGUUUGAGAGAAGAACCCGGGCCGGCACAGGUUCUCCGUGUAUUUUUUAGGAAGGAUCGUGUUGACAGCGACAAGAAAACCACACAAAUGCUUGGGUCCACGGGAGCGCUGUCCCCCAGACACACGCAGAAAUACGAGUGAAACUUACACUGCUUCCUGCGACAACUUUCGCAAUUACGAGUGGAACGCUUCUCAGAAAUCUUGCCCAAACCAGAGAGCUGCUCUGGUAUGGUUCUUUGCUUGCUCAAGCAUCUGACUGUCUCUCGCUGUUCAUACGCGUCUUUGUUUACCGGUUAAAAGUCGGCUGUGCAGAGCUUCCUUGUCUGCAUCUCACAGCUAAAUUACAUUCAGUAUCCUAGAACUAAAUGGGGUGACUCGACGCCGCAACGGGGCAGCCAGGAUCGCGAAGAAUGUGUGACAUAUGGAACGAGAAACACAGCACCUGAGAGGAACUGCUUAAGUUCAGCUGCUGAGGAUUUCAAACGGCGGACCGCACCCUCUGCACCGCAAGGCGUCAUCUUCUUGCCUAGUCCUCUAGAGCGUGUCCUGCGUUGCUUUCUGGCACAACGUGAAAACGUGAGAAAUCCUGGGGGAGAACGUGUGUGAAGGCUUGUACGCAGGAAACAAUUCCUAAGAGCAUGUCGUGUCGACUGUUCGGCGCAUGAGCUGUCGAAGAAGGCUCCCGAAUACCUGACCUCAGCACUCUG
Messenger RNA from Toxoplasma gondii ME49, 3091 nucleotides. Its product is annotated as 26S protease regulatory subunit 4, putative. The transcript has 11 exons. Gene Ontology annotation, cellular component: proteasome regulatory particle, base subcomplex. NCBI's taxonomy places the organism in Eukaryota, Apicomplexa, Conoidasida, Eucoccidiorida, Sarcocystidae. Gene Ontology annotation, biological process: proteasome-mediated ubiquitin-dependent protein catabolic process. The record is from RefSeq and is a predicted model, not a curated record. The coding region runs from base 405 to 1730 and encodes 441 amino acids. Gene Ontology annotation, molecular function: ATP hydrolysis activity; proteasome-activating activity; ATP binding.